AUGAUAACAACGACCAACUUCCAUUGUGCUCUUUGUUUGGUGUACGGAGCGCAUGGGAGGGAGGAGAAGCGGGGGGUGUGGGAAGAACUCAGCUAUGUGGCGGGGUUGUGUCAGGUUCCGUUCUGCUUUUUAGGGGACUUUAAUGAAAUUAUGUAUGCUGAGGAUCGCAAAGGGGCGACCAGCUUGCCGACAACAGGGGAAGAGUUUAAAAGAUGGGUGCAUGACAUACAACUGAUGGAUCUAGCUCUUACUGAUAGGAAGUACAUAUGGUUUCGGGGUCGGUCCUGUAGUCGGAUUGAUAGGGUUCUGGUCAAUGUGGAAUGGACUGAGAAGUUCUCGGAUAUUCGACUAAAAGGUGGUCCACGAGGGUUAUCUGAUCACUGCCCGUUGAUUGUGGAGGGUACAAAAUUACAAGGGGGUCCUAGACCGUUCAGAAGUCUGGAUUCCUGGUUUACGCAUGAGGGCUUUCUGAGAAUGGUGAAAACUGAAUGGAGAAGCUUAGAAGAUGCUCAAUUUACGUGUAAGCUAAAGGCUUUAAUAGUUCCUCUGCGGCAAUGGCACAAGAAUACCUUCGGGGACAUGGAUAAGAGACUAAUGAGGUUUGAGGAGGAGAUCACAAGACUGGGCAAUUUGGCCAGGAUCAAAGGUGCCAUUAGGGGGUUUUACAAAGAUUUAUAUCGGCAGGAAUAUGUUCCAAGGAUUGGGGUUAGGGAUGGGUUGGUGAAACAGAUUAGUAGAGAUGAGGCUGCAGCGUUGGAGGUGUUGCCAUCGGAGAAGGAAAUCAAGGAGGCAGUGUGGGAUUGCGGAUCGUCCAAGACUCCAAGGAGUGAUGGGUACAACAUGAACUUCAUCAAGAAAUUCUGGGAGGACAUUGGCCUGGAAUUCAUUGCAGCGGUACUAGGAUUCUUCCAAAGUGCUAAGUUACCAAUGGAUUUGAAUGUAACUUGGGUGACACUAGCCCCGAAGGUGGAGGGUGCAAAGGAGGUGAAGGAUUUUAGGCCAAUUAGUAUGGUGGGAUGUGUGUAUAAAGUGAUCUCCAAGAAAAUGGGUUUCGGCCUAAGGUGGAGGAAUUGGGUGAGGGAGUGUGUUACUACAGCUACUAUGGCAAUCCUGGAUGCUGGGGGAAGCAGUCAGAAACGGGCGCAUUGCCCCGUUGUUGGUGGGAGGAGAUCAUAUUGA
Arachis ipaensis is the source of this 1179-nucleotide messenger RNA. RefSeq lists its product as uncharacterized. NCBI's taxonomy places the organism in Eukaryota, Viridiplantae, Streptophyta, Magnoliopsida, Fabales, Fabaceae. The record is from RefSeq and is a predicted model, not a curated record.